Messenger RNA from Marmota monax (woodchuck), 6077 nucleotides. It is a transcript of the gene Sertad2, whose product is annotated as SERTA domain containing 2. NCBI's taxonomy places the organism in Eukaryota, Metazoa, Chordata, Mammalia, Rodentia, Sciuridae. Gene Ontology annotation, cellular component: nucleus. Gene Ontology annotation, molecular function: transcription regulator activity. The record is from RefSeq and is a predicted model, not a curated record. The transcript is spliced from 3 exons. The coding region runs from base 791 to 1735 and encodes 314 amino acids.
GUACGACUCUGUAAAGUCUGUGAGUCACUGCACAACCCAUCAAUCCAAUUAAAUGUCUUGAGCGAGCUGAGCAGGCGGUGCUGCCGCCCGCUGCCGCUCGCCCCGCCGCGGCAGCCCCUGCUCGCAGCGCCCCUCUGAUCCAUGGCUGUCUGUCUGUACUUGUUACGGUGUAACAUCUUCCUUCUCCUCCUUCUCCUCCUUCUCCUCCUCCUCCUAGGGAGCCGCUGCAACUUCCCCUCAGCCAGCCUCCUCCUCUGCUUGGGGACUGCAAAGGCAUGGGAUAGACCCAAAGCCACUUCUCUCUGUCUCCCCACCAGCCCUUGCUCAGUUUUGCUCCUUUAAAUUAAAGUCCGUUCCUCGCUCCUCAUCGUUUUAGAGAUUUAUUUGUCAGACUAUUAUUUCCCCUGGUUUUUCUUUUUCCUCGGCGGGGGCAAGGGUCGUAGGGGCCGGUGGGUUUAUGUUAGGGAGGGGCGCUCCCUCACCCCACCCCCUCGGUUUUUCCUCCUCCCUUUUCGACCGUGACUUGAUUUCCCUGCUCCUUUCCGUUCCCACCCGUCGAACUCACCGUCCUGCACUCGAGUGACGCACCGACACCCCCCCCCCCCCCAGCCCACAGCCCAGACGUCCCCUCCCUCGCUGCCACCCCGACCCGUCUCGGAGCUGGACCGGGUGCAGACUUUGCAAAAGGAUUUUUUUUUUCUUCUCUUGUACCUGGGAUUGAAUCCAGAGGUGCUCUACCACCAAGCUGCAUCCCCAAUCUCCAGCCCUUCAAUUUUAGAAUUUUAAAUAUAUGUUGGGUAAAGGAGGAAAACGGAAGUUUGAUGAGCAUGAAGAUGGGCUGGAAGGCAAAAUCGUGUCUCCCUCCGACGGUCCAUCCAAGGUGUCUUACACCUUACAGCGCCAGACUAUCUUCAACAUUUCCCUUAUGAAACUCUAUAACCACAGGCCCCUGACAGAGCCCAGCUUGCAAAAGACCGUUUUAAUUAACAACAUGUUGAGGCGGAUCCAGGAGGAACUCAAGCAGGAAGGCAGCCUGAGGCCCGGCUUCACCCCCUCCUCCCAGCCCAGCGACUCCCUGAGCGACAGCUACCGAGAGGCCCCGCCCGCCUUCAGCCACCUCGCACCCCCUCCCACCCUUCCCUGCGACCUCGGAAGCACUACACCCCUGGAGGCCUGCCUCACCCCGGCCUCCCUGCUGGAGGACGACGAUGACACUUUUUGCACUUCGCAGGCUGUGCAGCCCACAGCUCCUACCAGACUCUCCCCUCCAGCCCUCCCGCAGGAGAAGGACAGCUUCUCCUCUGCCUUGGACGAGAUCGAGGAGCUCUGUCCCACAUCUACCUCCACAGAGGCCACCGUGGCAGCGACUGACAGCUUGAAAGGGACCUCCAGUGAGUCCAGCAUCCAGAAAUCCGAGGGGCCCCAAGAGGGCCGCACGGAUGACUCAAAACUGAUGGACUCUCUGCCUGGGAAUUUUGAAAUAACAACUUCCACGGGUUUCCUGACAGACUUGACCCUGGACGACAUCCUGUUUGCUGACAUUGACACGUCCAUGUAUGAUUUUGACCCCUGCACAUCUGCGUCGGGGGCAGCCUCAAAAAUGGCCCCUGUGUCGGCCGAUGACCUCCUCAAGACUCUGGCUCCUUAUAGCAGUCAGCCCGUCACCCCGAGUCAGCCUUUCAAAAUGGACCUCACAGAACUGGACCACAUCAUGGAGGUGCUCGUUGGGUCCUAAGACCCGGGGACUCCGCCACCUGACCCCACUGCCACGCCCGCCCAGACACUGCGAGCGUCUCCCCACAACCCUGACAAUUCUCCGCACUGUGCAUGCACCCUUGCCUGCCUUUUUCAGAGAAAAAAAGAAAAUUUUACAAAAGGAUCACACUAGUUUUUGCUUUGAGCAGAGUUGGAGUGCCUUCAUCCAAGUAUGACCACUUUUAAUAUGCUUUUUUUGAGUGGUUCCUCAGAGACCUACUACCCUGGUAUAGGAAAGAGUCCAUUUGAAGACAAUGUUGCUAAUGUUGAAUGGCAAACAAACAGUUCGAGUGAAGCACAAGGAUUAAGUUGGAAAAGCUGUAAAUUGCAUGUGCAUAUUUGUCUAUUUUUUCUAUAAGUUUUAAUGCAAGAGGUAAAAAAGAAAAAAUAUAUAUAUAUAUAUUAUUUAGAUAAUCUCAGUACCUUUCCUGGCAUUUUCGCCCUGUAUAGGUUGACCCGGCAAAUCAGCCUUUUUAGAGGCAUUAAGUACUCCUCGUAAGUGUUGCAUUUACAUGGCUGUUUAGAAAACUGCUGCCCAAAUUUAUUUUAUAUUUUUGUACAGAUUCUGCAGUUUAUGAUAUUGUUUUUCUAAAAACAAAUGCUGUUUAUACAUAUGAGAUAGCUAUUUUGAUAGGAUUUGCUCACAUAGUUCCUGCAAACUUCAGAUGUACAAGUUGCACUUGUACUUUUAUAGAGUUGUAAUGUUUUAUAUGUGUAUGGUGCAAGAGAAAAUUGGAUCAAAUCAAUCUGCAGUUGAUGUCCCCAAAUGCAAACAGACACACACACACACAGGGCCAGGUGAUAUCACACCCAAAUUUCACAAGCACCAUCCCUCUGGCACAAACACCCGCCAGUACUGUGACUUCCAAAGCCAGAGCCGCAUCUGCUCAUCAAACUUGCAUUAAGCAAUUGGUGGGAGGUGGCCAUGGAACUCGGGGUUGGAGUGAUGGUUCUCCUUAGCUUCCUCUGUGGGGGGACGGCUAUCAUCUUACUUAAGAGUGUAUUUAUGCCAAGUUUGCGCUUUUAAUUGUUUUUAUUUUUAUUUUUUUAAUGAAAACCCAAAUCUUUCCCUUUUUGGCGUAAUUUUUAUGAUGAACCAGAAAUUUUACAUACAAACAAAAUUUUAUGAAAAGCAACCAACCUCUUCAUGGAGCUGAGCCCUAUUGCAAUGCUCAGGGCUCAUAAAGAAGAAAUUCUUUCCAGAAGGCAUCCAUCAUGUUGCUAAAUUGUCUUUUCCAGCAUCCCUUCCCUAGAGCUUUUGUUCCCUCUGUUGCUAAGAGCUGGAAAUGGCAUCCUCAUGAUCACCACAGUGAGCUCGGCUCGCUCGCCUCGCCUCUGCUGGCCGGGAUGCACUCUUCCUCCAACAUCCGCCACUCUUGAAGCUGGAGUUCCUCACCUCGCAUCACGGCAUCUGGUCUCGUUGCUUUCUUAAAUCAACUGCUAAUUUAACCACACUUUACAAGGCUGUUUCACCCAAAUACACAGACAGGAAUUUCUAUGCAUGUUUCCCCCUCCUCCCCUACGCCCCCCACCCCCAGGAGACCCUUAAGAAGUAGCUUUUUAUUCCUAGUGGUGUACAUUUAAUUUUAAAACAUUUGCAAUGUAUCAUGCUUGUUGCCGAGAUUGUUUGUGGCCUUUCUGUUUCAGUUUUCUCUUUCUUCCAAUGGUACUUUAGCUGUUGAGUGCAGGUUACAACCUAUAUUGUUAUGCAGGUGGCUUCUUUAGGAAUAACUUUUAUAUUUAUUUAAAAAUUUUUAAAUUAUGGGAUUUUGUUUUGUUGUUAUUGUUGUUGUCGUCUGUUGUUGGUCAUUUGUCAAUAUGCAGUCACCAAUUCUGCUCACUUCUUGCCAUGGAUAAAAUUGGGUCUCUCUGGCCAAUUAAAAAAGUCAACUUGAGAAAAUGGCACUUUAAACAAGCCAUAGAUAGUUUUAUUUUUAUAAUGCACAUGGCAAAGCAAAUACGUUUGUGAUGAAGGACCUGCUCAUCUAAGCAAGAGAUUCGGGUAUGAUACGAUUAAAUCUUUUCUGCAUUCUAAUUUUCUUUUUUUUCCCCACUCGAAUGUGUCUUUAAAGGCUAAUUAUCAACUCAGUAGAGCAAUGAGAAACUGAUCAAAUUGCAACUCGUUCUCCUACAAGCAACCUCCACGCAAACACCUCUUACUGCUGCACAUGUGUCAUUUCCUUUGAUAUAGGACCAGGGACCAUAUAAUUAAGGUUAGAGUUGUUAUCGAUGCUUCCAGUGUCGCCGAGCUUCCCUUUAUUGUAAGGAGACGGGCCUGCCCAGGCUGCAUGCAUUGUACAACUGGAGGACCCUGCAAACUGGCCACGUGCUGCACACAUCUACAUACAUACACGCACACAAUAGUGUUGAUUAUUCUGAACAAUAACAGGGUAAAGCAGUUGAUUUGCCAUUGUUAAAAACUGAUUUACAGUAACUUAGAACAACUGUACUUUCGUUGGAUUACCAAACCGUGUGUUUAAACAAAUCCCAUAUGUUGGGCAACAGUUCAAAUAAGCACAGAGAAGCGCUGCCCAAACUUGGUUCUCUGACUCUGGUGUAUUUGUAAGGCUGGGCUUCAAAAUCAAAACAAAAACCCCCAGCGACAGCAGGCAAGUGCUUUUUAACUCUGAAACCCUUGCCAUAAACUCUUGAUGCUCACGGUCUGACAGAGAUGUUCAUGGGAAACCAAUGGCCCAUUUUCAGAAAGAGUGAAGCCUUCAAGAGUUUAAAGUGUCUUUGUGUCCUAUUUUUACCAAGCCAUGUCCCAACAGAGAGGAGUAGGAGCUGGAGUGGGAUCUCCACAUCUCAGUUCCAGUGCAGGAUGUGCUUCCAAAUGCCUCUUGGCAGCAGUUCCUUCCCCUUUAAGAAUGGCAUCCAGAGCCAGGCAGGCAACUUGAGGUACCUUUAAUGAGAAAGAUGGGCUGGGUGGGGCUGGGGCUGGGAGAGGACAAUUAUUGACAGUGAUGUGCAAUGAAGUGACAAGAUGAGAGCAGAAUCAUAAGAGCUUUGAAUUUGAAGUGAUUUUUUUCCCAUAAGUUAUUUAUUCCUUUUUAUUUCUGUGUAAAUAUAUUUAUUUUACUGUGGAGCUCUAACAACAUCUGGAUGGUAAUGUGCAGAAUGUAUGGUAGGAAUGUAUUCUCUUGUAGGAAUGUAAAUCUGUAUUAAAAGGGGGUCCAAGCCAGACCCCCAUGGGUCUUCUCAUCAGACACACAGUCCACAUCCACUUUUACUGUCUCUUCUAAUAUGGGUCUAUUUGAAAUAUGCAAAAGGUAUGGAUGAGGAAUGUUUUAAUACCUCCAAAUUUUUAAGAAAAUCAAGCAUCAAAGGGUUGAUAUUUUUAAAAGUUUUCUUAGUAGCACUUUCUCUUGAUGACAGAAAGGGGCAACCACACGGGCACCCACAUUCAUACCAAAGGGUGAGAAAUGGCCAGAGCCUCCUACCACCCCUGAGUGUCUUUAUCAAUUGAACUUUUUAUCGCCAUAGCCCCUUGGAGUGCCCCCAACCACCCUGAGGUCAAUCAAGGAAAAUUUCUUAACUAAAUAAGCUCCAAAGAGCCAAAGUAUCAACUUACGGAUCAUUUUUAAAGCUUAAAUUUAUUAACCACCUUUGCGGUAAACAAAUGAAUUAUGAAUACUGCAGGGGCAGCCUUCUUAAGUGACAGAUGUAAAAAAAAAAAAAAAAGACUCUGUGCAGCGAUUGUUAUUCUACUCUCUCUGAAUUGUCUUAAUUUCAAAACUUUGCUGUUACAAAUUGGACCUUUAUACCGUUUUCUGAAAAGAUUGAAAAGAGCAUAUUUAACCUGUCCUGACUGUAAAUGGUUAACUCCUGUAAUUGCCCCACACAUGGUGGGGGCAGCAAGGUGUUCCUGUCCUGCUUUGUGUACAAUUGUUCUCAAUGCUUCCAAGAAUGAGUCUAAAUGGUUCUUGAAAAUUAGCCAGGAUCAAAUGCUAUUGCAGACAAAGCCAAUAAAAAAAUUUUGGACUUCUUUUGGGGAUAAUAAGUUUGGAAGAGAAGUGCAGUCCACAUGUACAAACAACCAAGAUUUUGAAAAAGAUGUACAUAGUGACAUGUUUGGUGCAUGGGUUUUGAGGAAGGCUUUUUUUUUUUUUUUUUUGUCAAAAAGGAGGUGUGACCUUUCCCCACAGACCUGAGAGCUGUGCCUUUUCUAUGCAAUAUUACAGACGUCACAUCGGAACCCAGAGGGCUGUGUUCAAUGUAGGUUCGGGCUGUAAUCUAAACAAUUGGACAGAUUAAAUGUACAUGGAAAUGAGCAGUCUUACUUUUGUAGUUUUAUAUAUACAAUAAACAGUUAAAAGAUGGGA